Molecule: messenger RNA, 993 nt
Organism: Setaria italica (foxtail millet)
Lineage: Eukaryota; Viridiplantae; Streptophyta; Magnoliopsida; Poales; Poaceae
Product: transcription factor JUNGBRUNNEN 1
Exons: 3
Coding region: 1-993 (330 amino acids)
Biological process (GO): regulation of DNA-templated transcription
Molecular function (GO): DNA binding
Source: RefSeq, a predicted model, not a curated record
AUGGAGGAGGAGAAGCCAUUGUUGGAAAGGAUCAAGAAGACAGGCGGCGGAGCCGAAGAAGUCGAAAACGAAGAGGAUGACUUGGUGUUCCCGGGGUUCCGGUUCCACCCGACGGACCAGGAGCUCGUGGGCUUCUACCUCGCGAGGAAGGUGGAGAAGAAGGGGUUCAGUAUUGACAUCAUCAAGGAGAUCGACAUCUACAAGCAUGACCCCUGGGAUCUUCCAAAUGAAGCUCGGCAUGGGGUGGUGCAGGGUGCAUCAGGAGACAAAGACAGGUACUUCUUCUGCCUGCGUGGACGCAAGUACAGGAACAGUAUCCGGCCCAACCGCGUCACCAGCUCCGGCUUCUGGAAGGCCACCGGCAUCGACAAGCCCAUCCACGGCGGCGGCGGCGAGUGCCUCGGGCUCAAGAAGUCCCUCGUCUACUACCGCGGCAGCGCCGGCAGGGGCACCAAGACCGACUGGAUGAUGCACGAGUUCCGCCUCCCCUCGACGGCGGCGUCGGCGGCGGCGGCGGCGGCCGAGCUCCAAGAUGCAGUCAGUGCUAAUAAUUCACAGAUCAACCCUGAAAUAUGGACGAUAUGCCGGAUCUUCAAGAGGAACAUGUCGUCGUACAAUAGGAGGUGCCAGCAACAGCAGCUGAAACAAGAACACAGCAGCGAACGAAGCCAUCAGCAGCAGCAACAGCAGUUGCAAUAUUACUAUGACUACCACUAUCUCCAUCAGCACAGGAUUUCCGUGGCGAUGGCGAGCAGCUUCGACUUCGAUUCGUCAGAGACGAAGGAGGCUUAUGGCGCCACUGACCACAACCAGCCGUUCCUGUUGCAUGGUUUCCAUGGCGUGUCAUCGGCCAUAACAACAGCAGCAGCAACAUCAGGAUUGAUGAUGGGAGCUCCUUCGUUGCCAGCAUCGACGUCAGGGUGGAGCGAGCUGACGACCUUGAGAGAAAGUGGUAGCACCUGGGACGAGCUCGGAAGGAUCAUGGAGAUCUAA